Molecule: messenger RNA, 2731 nt
Organism: Solenopsis invicta (red fire ant)
Lineage: Eukaryota; Metazoa; Arthropoda; Insecta; Hymenoptera; Formicidae
Product: baculoviral IAP repeat-containing protein 1
Exons: 2
Coding region: 412-1386 (324 amino acids)
Source: RefSeq, a predicted model, not a curated record
AAGCUUUCUUAUAUAUCUAAAAACAUUUUUGACGAAUUUAAUUUAAAAAAUUGAAUACACAUGUUGUUGAUAUUGUCAAAAUGAAGGGAUGAACGAAUUUAUGUUUUUAAAAAACUCCAUGUAAUAUUACAUCAGUCCUCGCCGCGUCAUAGGAAUCAGCGCUAUUAAUAGUGUGCGUUACAAACAGUUCCGCUUAUAUUGCAUAAUGGCAGAAUACGUUUGUUUGCGGAAAUCCUUAUCUUUCUGGAACAUUCGGUAUUAAUAAUCUUUCCUUGUAUUUUUGCGAUUAAGAAGUUUAUCCGCAAAAUAAGGGGAUAAAUAUAUAUUUUAUCGCGUUAUAAUUAUUUGACGGUGCAGUAACAAGGUGGACGCCCACGAGUGAAAUAAUCUCACCGAUUGAACGUUCCAACAAUGGCUUUUGGAUGUAAACAUUCUUGCACGUUUUAUCCAAAGAAAAUGAUGAAACUGGAACAAGUUGGACAGGAUUUGAAGAAGAUGUAUGAUUUCUCAACUUCGGAAGCGACAAUGCCGCUUAAAAAUGACGAUGUGGAUUAUACGGAUUAUCGCUUCGAAAGCGCAAGACUGGAUUCUUUCGUCAACUGGCCCCUAACGUUCAUCGAUCCUAAGAAACUCGCGGCUGCUGGUUUCUUCUAUACUAAAAGAGACGACGAGGUGAGAUGCUUCAUGUGUCUUAUCAUCUUAUCACAAUGGUCGGAAGGCGAUGACCCUAUGGUAGAGCACCAGCGUUGGUCCGGGAAAUGUUUAUUCGUCCGCAAUGCCCCUUGCGGAAAUGUGCCGAUCGGUGCCGAUCCUACCAUGAGUCCCAAACCCAAACGGUUGGAUACUUGUGGAAUUUACGGCGUUAAGUAUAUGCCGUGUUCCGGCCCGGACAAUGACCUGAAGACGGAGGAAGCCGUAAAUCCUGGGUUAGUCCAUCCGGAGAUAAGUAACGACGUCGAAAUUACAGUCUUCUGGGACUCUCAUACGAAUGCCAAUUUUACGGCCAAGCUUGUCGACGUAUUAGGUUCGAAGGAGCCCACAUACGCCUCCUACGAAAGGAGAUUACGCUCUUUCGCAAUGUGGCCUGAAAGGAUGUGUCAAAGCAAAGAAGACAUGGCAGCAGCCGGUUUUUUCUAUCAUAGCGGCCUUUUUUCGUCUUCCGAUCAAACGAUGUGUUUCUAUUGCGGGGGAUGCUUGAAGGCUUGGCAACCGACAGACGAGCCUAUAAAAGAACACGUUAAGUGGUUUCCCGAGUGUAGAUUUAUUCAAAGGCUAAUAGAGAAACAGAAAUUGGAGGAAAAAGGCGAUCUGUGCACAUCAUCUACAAAACGGGUGGACAACGAGAUUUGCAUCACAAAUAAGACUAUUACGACCAGUGUUUGUUAAUAUCUGGAACGAUAAAUGAACUUCUUUUAUUCUUUUUUAAGCUCGACUGAAGUCCAACAAUAAGACAGUAUUACAAUAGUAGAAAAUGGCACAUAUCUACCCUGUAUUCUGUAUGUCCUGGCAGUAACUUUACACAUGCGAAACAUCACUAGUCCACGUGUUAGACAAUAUAUAUAUACGAAAGUCAUUCUAUUUUAUUAAUCAUUUUUCACUGUAAAAAAAAAGAUAUAUUUAGAUACGUUGAAUCAUCUGAUAUUUUACAUAAGGACGAUUCAUAACAAUUUAAUUUAGUAAACAAUGCUUAAUGGCAUGACUCAUUAGCGUUUUAAUAUAUAUGUAUGUAUAUUUCAAUGUGAUAUUGGCAUAUUGGAAUGUACAUUGUAAUAUGGACAAAACUUUUAUAAUAAAAAGUGAGUAUUUUAAUGUAAUAAAUAUUUACAUUUAUUUAAGUUUUAGAUCAUCAUAAGACGCAAACGAUAAAUUUUAUCAAUUGAGAAUAUCAGAAUAUCAUCAGUAUUAACAUAUUUGUAAAUUUAAUGCAAAUGUGUAUAGUAUCUAUUAUAUUUCGAUUUUUUAUUCACUAUUACUUUUUGUUUAUUAACUCUUUUGCUACGAGUGUCCUCUCCACUGAGAUGCUUCCACUGAACGAGAUGCCAUGCUGAAAGUGUAUAUUGCGCGCGAAUCAUCAGCAGUCAGAUUUACGUCUUAACUACUUCUGCAAAAGUUGCUUUGACGAUACUUUUUGGAAGAAAAAGAACUUUUCUUAAAAAAGGAUGUUUAUAAUUUCUUAAUAAAUUUAUUUUUAUGGAAAGCGACAGUAGUCGUAACGAAAGAAUUAUGUUGACGGAUUGUAUUAGAUUCGUUUGUAUUUAUGAUACAUAGAUAAUUUAUAAUUAUCAUGUGUUAUUUUUAAAAUGCGACUUAUUUAUUUUUUUCUCGAGAAAAAUCAAUAUAGAAAUAAGUUCAAAAUUAAAAUCAAGAUAAGAAAAUUCCGAGAUAUAAAUAAAUAAAUAUAGAAACAAGAUAAGAGAAACAUUUUUAUCCCCGAUGUCAUUUACUAAGAAUUUCAAUGAAUUUGUAAAAUAUACAUACGCUUAUUCUUUUUAGAAAAUCAUCCAAAGCACGCAUUUAUUAAAAUUGUAUAAAAAAUAGCAAUUAUAAAUUGUAUAUAUGUAACAAUUGCGCUAGAAACAACAGUUAUACGUAUCUAUUGUAUAUAAAUAAGAUUUCUGUGUGCAUGAAUGAUAACCAUUGUAAGCUUUACGAUAAACAAGAUAAUUGUUUUAUGGAUUAUCAAUUAUUAAAUUGAGAUAUUUGAUAAAUAUAUCGGAGAUCUUUCAGUAUA